AUGCAAUUUUCUUCCUCGCUUCUGAUCGCCAUCGUGGCAUUAAUGUCCUCUGCGACGGCAUCGCCCAUCAAAGCUCGCCAAGCCGCCCUUGAGGACUGGCAAGUCACCACUGUCGGCGUAAACGUUCCAUCAGGCCGUCCAGGAAACUAUCCGUGGGCCACAAUCACAGCAGUCAUCACCGACCCGAAUCAGUACAACCUCGGAAACUCAUCCUACAACGGCACGCCAGUCAUCGUUCCGAGUGGCAGCCAGGGUUUUGACUGCAAGGCCGAAUGGUUCAUCGACAGUCCUGUGGGUCGUGCAUGGCCUUGCAAGUCAUCCUCAUAUGCCACCGGCUACUGGUAUAUGCACGUUCUUGAGGGCGACGAUGGCCAGUUCUCACCAUCGAAUUUCAAACUGCAGUUCACGCACAUGCUGAACUUGGUUGUGUAUGGCCAGCAGUUCAGGGCGACGAUUAGGGGACAGACACUUUUCAAGGUCGGUGUAAACAUGGGCGGAACUUGCGGUGGAAGUGGGGUGUGCGGUUGGGGGCUGAAGGCGGAGAGUAAACCACAGUUGAUUACGCCGACCAUGGUUUGA
Molecule: messenger RNA, 579 nt
Organism: Dothidotthia symphoricarpi CBS 119687
Lineage: Eukaryota; Fungi; Ascomycota; Dothideomycetes; Pleosporales; Dothidotthiaceae
Exons: 2
Coding region: 1-579 (192 amino acids)
Source: RefSeq, a predicted model, not a curated record